GUGGAUAGAUUAUUAAGACAAAAGGUGAAAUAUAUUUCACACGCUCAUCACUCGUCUCACACCACUGAUAAACUCUUACCUGUCUUUGAUUUUCUCAAAUAUUUAUGUGACCAUAACGCCUUCUUUUCAUUCGACAGCUUCCCAGUUUGGUAAUUUCGUGUAUUAUCUACUUGUAUUUGAGUUUUUUUAGUUGAAGGAAAAUGGCAACUGAGCAGCCCCAGAAAGUGGAAAUUGAGACGCCGGCUGUACCUGCUCCGGCGCCCGAGAAAGUUGUUUCACUUCCUCCAGCUGAGGAGGAGAAGCCUGUGCUUCCUCCUGCUGAUGAUGCCAAAGCUCUCGCUGUUGUUGAAAAGAUUCCAGAUUCUGCUGAAAAGAAAGCUCCCGUAGAACCUCAUGAUCGAGAUGUUGCUCUUGCGGAUCUCGAAAAAGAGAAGAGGUUGUCCUUUAUCAAGGCCUGGGAGGAGAGUGAAAAAUCUAAAGUUGAGAAUAAGACACAAAAGCAACUCGCUGCAGUCAAUUCAUGGGAGAACACCCAGAAAGCCAAAAUUGAAGCUAAAAUCAAAAAGAUAGAGGAAGACCUUGAGAAGAAGAAAGCAGCCUAUGCAGAACAAAUGAAAAACAAGACAGCUAUGGUUCACAAGGCAGCAGAAGAAAAGCGAGCCAUGGUUGAAGCCAAACGAGGAGAAGAUUUAUUAAAAGCAGAGGAGAUGGCAGCAAAACAUCGUGCAACCGGUUAUGUCCCUACGAAAUUUCUUGGGUGCUUUGGGGGUUAAGGUUCUCUCACAGUUGAAGACAAAUUUCCAGCUUUUCACGGUGUAUCAUUUAAACUUUUUUGCCAGUGUUUCUGUUUUUGUGUGUGUAUUAUGUAUAUAUGCAUUUUGAAAGUCUUUGUAUGCUCUGUAUCUUGUUUUCUUAUGCCUUGUGUGUAAACAACUAUGACAUCAAUUAAAUAAUUCGAAGUUCAGCAACAUUCAUAAA
Molecule: messenger RNA, 978 nt
Organism: Daucus carota subsp. sativus
Lineage: Eukaryota; Viridiplantae; Streptophyta; Magnoliopsida; Apiales; Apiaceae
Product: remorin
Exons: 5
Coding region: 201-773 (190 amino acids)
Source: RefSeq, a predicted model, not a curated record